AACGAAAAGAAAUCGCAGUUAAUUAAUGAGUUUUGGAAUACCGUUGCGUCAUCACAAAAACGAAAAUUUACUGAAGCUGCUGAACGCACGGCUCUAGUGGAAAAACAUAUCACCAAUGUUGUGUCCUCGACAUUUGAACGAGAGCAGACUAUACGGGAGGAGAUUACGAAACAAGAAAUGAUUGUGCGAAAUAAAUUUGUGAACUGUUUGGAAAAUAAGGAUCUUGGCCUUGAUGUUUCGCAUAAACGCCAACGUCUUCAAGUCGAUAAUGUGGAGCCACAAACUCCAGAAAACAAAGAGUAUGAACAUGAUUCAGGAUCAAGUGAUGGUCCGUAUGUUAAUUCUAAUUCAUGUUAUGAAGUUCAAGACAGUAGAUAUACAUCUCCGACACCACAUUCUCAUGAUGAUCCUUUUACUGAAGAUACUGAAGAUGAAAACGUUAUUAUUACCAAUGUUUCUCCAAGAUUUUCAUCAUCAAAGAAAAAAUUUAGAACUUAUAUUGACGAAGCCAUAUUGCACGCUAACAACAAAGGCUUGUAUGUUGAGUCACAUACUCACGAAAUCUUAUCAUUGUCAUCUAUACUUGUUUUGAUCCCAAAUUCUUAUUCGACAAAAAUGGUAGAGGUAUUUGGUUUACAAAUACUUGAAUCGAUUUACCACGAAUAUGCGCCAACUUUAUCCAUAACAUUGGAUACGGAAAUUGAGAACAUAUACAGAAAUGCAAUCAAAACGUGUUUAAGAGAUUCGCGUGGUAGUGCAAUUGAUUUCUUAUGUAAGAACAUUGCAAAUAGAAGUGAAUUAAGAGACAAUUUCGGGAUUUUAAUGAUAGACUUGAUAAGAUCUUUGCCAUUUGAUAAGAUCCGGAAUGAACCAAGCGAAUUAACUUUAAUUACAAACUUUUUAAAUGGAAUUAUGAAGGAAGCAUUUCAUGACCCUGAUAAAUAUCUAGUACAAUGGCCAAACACGGCCCUUGCAGAAAGUAAAAUAAGGAAAUUCGAUGGAUCAAGAACGAAACAGCCAGACUUCGUAGUAUCACUUAAUUAUCAGUCUCGUGCGAAAAAUGUGAUUUAUGUUGGCGAAGUUACUGGACCAUCGGAAAAAAACAACGUUUAUAAAAAUUGUCUUGAUCUAAUCAGGAUAGGUAUAUUCAUGAAAGAUUGUAUUGACUCGGCAAUUUUACAAGGAGCUGGGAUAAAAAUAUUAGGAUUUCAAUGUAUUGCAUACAAAUUGGAUUUCUAUGUGCUUGAUUUAAAUGGCGAAGGAUUAUAUACAAUGAAUCAUAUUGCUCAAAUUUCUAUACCCGAAACAGUAAAGGGCUUAUUUACUUUUAUAGACGAAUUACAUAUUCUAUUAAAUAUACGAGAUAUUUUAAUGAAGUCUUAUGAUGUCUUCAUUGAUAAACUCCAAAAUCCAGGCUUAGUUCCGUUAGAGUUGAAAUCAUCAUUCAAAAGGAAAACGUUGGACACACCUGAAUUUAAAAGGCUUGUCAGUAAAACUCACUGUGUGAAAAGGGAAUGUCCAUUAUGGUUUGGUCGAUAUUAA
Messenger RNA from Funneliformis caledonium, 1542 nucleotides. Lineage: Eukaryota; Fungi; Glomeromycota; Glomeromycetes; Glomerales; Glomeraceae. The record is from the annotation of a GenBank genome assembly.